Messenger RNA from Leptidea sinapis, 9758 nucleotides. RefSeq names its product ski oncogene (gene Snoo). The record is from RefSeq and is a predicted model, not a curated record. The transcript has 2 exons. Gene Ontology annotation, molecular function: RNA polymerase II cis-regulatory region sequence-specific DNA binding; SMAD binding; DNA-binding transcription factor activity, RNA polymerase II-specific. Gene Ontology annotation, biological process: negative regulation of BMP signaling pathway. The coding region runs from base 68 to 1363 and encodes 431 amino acids. Gene Ontology annotation, cellular component: nucleus. Lineage: Eukaryota; Metazoa; Arthropoda; Insecta; Lepidoptera; Pieridae.
GUUGUGGAGAGAGGUCACGCGCGCGGCCGUCGCGCGCUAGUCGGGCGGGGGUCGCAGCUGGACCGCGAUGGACGUGGUCACGCCGCACAUCAGUUCCGUGCUGAGGACGUACCAGGCCAGCGCGCCGCGCAGCCUGCAGGGCCCGGGCGCCGGCCGGCCGGCGGCGGGCCCCGCGCCCCCGGGCCCCGCGCCCCCGGGCCCCGCGCGCGCUCCGCCGCCGCUGCUGCUGGCGGCCGACGGCGCGGGCGAGCGCGGCGAGACGGCGCUGGAGGGCGAGCGCAUCUCGUGCUUCAGCGUGGGCGGCGAGCGGCGCCUGUGUCUGCCGCAGAUCCUGACGUCGGUGCUGACGGACUUCAGCCUGGAGCAGAUCAACCGCGUGUGCGACGAGCUGCAGAUCUACUGCUCGCGCUGCACGCCCGAGCAGCUGCACGAGCUGAAGGCGACGCGCGUGCUGCCGCGCUCGGCGCCGUCGUGCGGGCUCAUCACGCAGACGGACGCGGAGCGGCUGUGCGCGGCGCUGCUGCCCGCCGCGCGCGCGUGUGCCCCGCUGCCGCCGCCCGCCUUCCGCGUGUACCACGAGUGCUUCGGCGGCGCGCGCGGCCGCCUGGCGCCGGGCCCCGCGCUGGUGCAGUGCGCCGACUGCCGCGCCGUGUUCGCGCCGCGCCGCUUCGUGGCGCACUCGCACGCGCCCGAGCACCGCACGUGCCACUGGGGCUUCGACUCGGCGCGCUGGCGCCGCUUCCUGCUGGUGAGCGAGGACGAGCGCGACCGCGGGAAGUGCGAGGCGCUGCUGGACCAGCUGUCGGCGCGGGAGGCGGCGCCCGCGCUCGGGUCGCUGAAGCACCACCUGCCGGUCAAGAGGAAACAGUUGGUGGAUGCUGUUGUGGUGAAACCUGAACCUCCAGACUCACCUCCGAAGAAGGUGAGGAGCGAAGACUUCGGCUACGCGCUGUAUCUGGACCCUUAUGCUCAUCUUCGGUACCGAACAGUGCCAGCAUUCAGGCCCUGGGGCAAAAGGGAGCCCCAGCUUCAAAACCCUGAACGUGUCGUCCGUGUUGCGGAUUGCCCAAGGUUUGAGCACGACUACCAGCCGAAUGUGGCUCUCAAACCCCUCACUCCGCCUGUGGAUGACGUCACAUCUUCCACAUCCCCUCCACCUUCAGACCCUGAGCUAACGGCGAGGCUAUUAGACGCCGAAGCGAGACUGACCGAACGUGAGCGAAGACUCGACGAAAGAGAGGCCGAACUAGUGCGGCGAGAGGCUCGGUUAGAAGAAAGGGAGAGAGAAUUGCAGCGGCGCGAAUUAGCUGUAGGGGAAAAAAAGACAGAGACAGAGCCGAGUGAAUCCGAUCCGCCGUGUUGACCAACACGAGUGAGUUCUGUGGAAGUGAUUUGAUGAACGCUUUACGCGUCGCCAGAGUACAAAACCCUGAGGUGCUGUUUGAACUGUAUGGCGCUUCUGGAGCCACUGGCCGUACUGGGAUAUGUUUCUGCUAACGACAAGAUCUAUCUGUAAAGUCAUCUAGAACUGCUGUUUUUGAUAAUCUUAGAUAUUUAUUGAAGAAUGUUAUCUUGUUUAAGAAUCUAAUAUUGAAAUGAAGGCGAAGUGGCUCUUUGCCAGAGCCAAUAAAAAAAAACUAUCCGGUAUCGUAAUACCAAGAGUCUCAAGUGGUUAAAUAUAUGUUACGCAUGUCUUAGGUAACAUCACUAAGAAUGCAAGAGGUGUGUUUUGUAGUUUUAACACAGAUUACGUGUAAAUAGCCAGAGCACAGUCCCAAAAGAUAGCUAAUUCUGUUUAGCAGAAUCAUAGCCCAACAAUAAACGGUUGUUAUUUAUAUAUUUAUUACUUAAAUCUGCAUCUACAAAGGUGUAUUCAAUUAUAUAUCUAGUAUCGAUAUUAAUAUAUCCAACUUGUACAUAACUAAACAAGUACAGUUUUAAGUGAAUUAAGAUUAUUUUCUAUUGUUUUACAGGUUUUUCGUGUGCCAUUAUAUAUAAAGGUUGCGUUACCUUCCCCUAAAACCUCACCCAUGCUUCUUUCAAUACUCACUUUAAUAUAAAUAUACCGUAAGCAUAGACACUACAACCAUAAGCAUAAUUUUUACAGGGUUACAAUAAGUUCUGUACAACUUUAUACAUUUACCGUUUUCUUAUGUAAAUAAGCUGCCAAAAUUUGUCAUAAUAGUUAGCUGUACAUUAAAAGUAUUUAUAAAAAACCUCAAAUAUACCAAAAACGUUAAUGAGGCUGGCCACAGACAAUUAGAAUUGCGAUUCUUCUUUCAAAAUUUAUUAAUUUAUAAAAUUACCAUUGAAAUCAAAUACUAACUCUUUAAAGAUGGACAUGAUGUAGACAGAGAGUGUAUAUUUACUGAAUUUAUAAUUUGAAUUUAGAUUCUGUGUCUUAGUGGAAGGUAAUAUUUAAUUUAUUUUGGUAAUAUUGUCUCAGAAUACUUAUUCAUAAAAAGGAUUGAUGUAAGCUGUAUUGGGAAUGACAUGAAUCAAAAAUUCGGUUAUCUGUGGCAUCUCAAUACAUGACAUCAAUCAUUACCUCCACAAUGGUUGUACAUUUCUAAUUAUCUACAUAUAAUAUAUCUUAUUUCUUCUGUUAUUUAUUAAGCUACAUAAAAUUCCAUUGAAUAUGUUAUUGUUAGAAUUGUGAAAAUUUUUGAAGUUAACAUUAUCCAUUGGGUUUGGAAUAAAUGUGUUUGCCAAAUUUCUAGUUGGAAAAUAUUAAAACAAACAAUAUUCUAACGGUUGUUAAGUAUUUCAAUGUUAAGAACUAUGGCAUUUAGGAAUCAUAUUCCAGAGUAAGUUUUUGGCAAUACCAAUAAAUCGGUAUUGCGUGAUAAGAGAUCGUUAAAUAUGAACAUUAUUAUAUUACGGUAAACUGACUGUGUUUACUUAUGUUGGACGAUACUACUAGAAGUUUGGUGAAUAAUUAAUUCUUGUACAUUGCUAAUUAUAAUGUUCAGGCCAACAAAAUUAUGGCGGGUUUAUCCCGUAUUUCUACCUCAUUGUAUAUUAAUAUAUUUGGCUAAAAAAUUAAUGUAAGCGUACACUUUAUUUAGUAUACAUAAAGUGUGCUUUGGAGCAAUAAUGAAUAAACAGAGUGAAAUAAAAUCUCACUGCCUGAAUAAUAAAGUGAUGUUUUCUGUGUAUUUUAGAAUGUAUACAAUAAUAAUUUACAUUGUUACAUUUUUAAAGUAAUAAGAUAUAGUGUGUAUGUUUGGUUUUACAAAAAUGUAUCGCAUUGUAUUGUUACUAAAGACACCUCUAGCAGAAAUAUUAUGAAAUGAGUUUUCAUAUAAUUAAAACUAGAUGGCGCUUUUAACAUUAAUGUAACAUUAGGUUUUUUAAAAUACAAAUUAUUGUAUUUAAAAGGAAUAUUGCUUAGAUAAUUUAUACGUCUAGAUAGUAUCUUGCUGUUAGACAACCGAUAAAAACAGGCCAGGUAUAUUAGUUUAGUGGUUGUGACGUUUUCAUAGCUUUUAUAGUCUGUCUAGAUGUAUAAAUGAUCUAAGGUUUAUUGAUUUCCACAUUAAGGGUUCUAUUUCGAUAUAUUAACUUCAUCACAUGUUAGUAAUAUCAACUGGAGUAUAUAGCACACUAAUAUACACAUAAUGACGUUAGUGCAUUUCCGUAGUUUAAUGUGAUAUAACUUACGUUAGCCAACUGAAUUUACCACUUAUUUCUUAUAGUUAUUAUUUUAAUUACAUUGUGAUUCUUAUGUAAAUAUUUAUUAUAUAUUUUAAUUUUAUUAGUUAUGUGUGAUUUGCAAUAAAUACAAUUGUUUUAUAUUCAUAUUCAGUAAAAUGAGUUGUCGCAUAUUAAAGGCAGGUUCUGAAUAUCAAUUGUGACUUGAAUUAAUAUUAUUUCUAAUUUGUACUUGUUCGUUUAUUCUUUUUUAUAUUGUUUUUACCAAUAGCGCUAUGGUGAAUUUAUGUGAACCGUACAAUGUUCUGUAAAAAAUUCAAAAGAAUCAGUAUAUAACUUUAUGUAAUUUUCAAUUUUAAUGAAACGAACGUUCGCUUUUAAUAUUUAUAAAUUUUGUUUACUUUUUUAUUGAUGACAAGUAACAAUAGCAUAAAAAAUUAUUUUCAGAGCUUGUGUUUAAUAUGUUUUUUAUGAUUUCUUUUGUAUUGUCCACGCCGUGAUGCGAGUUAGCGCCCUCAUUGGAGGAUCGAAUUGUGAAAUAAGAUUUCGCUGUAAUAAUAUUUGGCAAAGCUCAAAUGAUUGAGGUAGUUGUUUUUUUAAUUGGAUAUUUUAUUCUUUUAAAAAGUUACACAGAGUGCUGUUAUGUUGUAGAUAGUGUUUUUGUAAGGCGAAUAUGUAUUCUAUAGUACCUUGGUGUCCGUGACCAAACGUAAAGUUCACUGUAAUGUUGGCAGCAAUGAAAUUACUGCUGUUCAUUGACCUCUACUAUAUACCACUGGACUGGCGGCUGUCAAAGUGCUGUUAUGCCUAUUGGAUAUUCGCCAUUUUGGCGCUGUUGGCCAUGUAGCGAGAGUCUGCGGUAAUAAAACUAGUGAUGACAACCUCAGCAAACAUCGAUAGAUGGUGGGGGAAAAAGUUGAUUAUUGAAGAAUAAAAAAACACUGAAAACGAACGAAAUUAAUUCAAAGUGCAAAAAUAGUUCAGAGUAUUGUACGUUGCUUCGCAGCCAUUUGCAUUAUACGUCAAAAUUAGUUCUCUCGUCGCUCGCGAGUGGUGCUUCAAAUAGGCACAAAAUAUUUACUGUCAAACUUAUGGAACAGCCUGUCCAGUGGUAUUUAUACAGGUCUGUGGUGCUGUUUGACAUUUAAUGACAAUUAGUUGAUCCAAUAACAUAGCUAUCGAUACAUGAAUUUAGAUGAACAAGCCCUAGGAAAAAUGUAUUAGUAAUCUUUUUUUAUAACCAAUACAGGCUUUUAAGGCCAUGUCUGUCACAUGCAGCGGCGGGGCUGUAAAAAUACAUAUUGGUCUUAUGGAACUUAAGUUGUUAUAUUGAAUUUUAGUGUAAGAGCCAUCUCUAGUCAGAGACGUUUCGAGAAAUAAAUUACCAUUUACUUUUUGUCGUAAUUUAAUACUUAAGUACCACAGAGAAGUGUAAUAACUUAUUUUUAAUAGUGUUUAUAAGGAAGUGUAUGUCUGUACCUUUUAUAGGAUGUAUUGUUUAGUCUAUUUCAAGAGAAUUUAAUAAAAAUUGUAUUCAAGGAAACCUUAAAAAGCAUUUGUUGUAUAAUUAUUUACUCAAAAUUUUUUUUUUUCAAUGUACCCUACUUAUUAUUUGAGAGUUUUGAUAAACUGAAGAUUUUUAAUCAAAAUAUUCUUUUAUUUAAGUUACGUUGAUAAUUUAACGAUAAAUUCUAUUGAAAUAGACUGAAAAUGAAACUUUUCUGUCAGUAUGUUACAUUAGUUAACACAUUUGGUGCUAUGAUGUUUUUGGCUUGGCUAACCUAGUGUUAAAUUGUAUAUAACGUAUUUAUUAGUUAUUGGCAUCUACUUUCGUUCGUUACUUUUCAUGGCCAAGCCAUUGUGAGCUUUGCUCUGGAUGAAGCUGUGUUUCUAUCUUUUAUUUAUGCCUACUAUUACAUUGCAGUGUGUCGCGGAGCAAAAAAUAAUUUCUAGACUUGAUUGUUUGCGCGUCCUGAAUGAUAUAAUCUUAGAAUAUGUAUUGGUCACCGCUGUGCUCAAACUAGAUACCGCACUACCUAAGAACAAUAGCUUUUUUAUAACGGCAACUUUUAGAUGCUUGCGUGCGUGGCAUCAUGCCACUUAAUGGCAUCCUUCAAAAUUUGUAACAUACGCUCAUGUUAUUUUACAUUGAAAUUAAUAAAAAGUUUGACAAAACAUGUCAUUGUGAAACGUCAAUGUCACACAUUGUUCGCCACGAGGCCACACGAGACUGGCUGGAGUACGCCUACGGGCGUAGUAUUAAUUGCCGCACUUUACGAAUAUGCCUGCGCCAUCUAGUUGGAGCGUAGCGGAGACCAAUCAUUUAUCUAAGGAUAUUAUAAUAAAGAUAUGUCACAUAAACUCACAAAACAUCAGUGACAGCAGAUUGAAAGAACUGUCACUGUCAAACUUAAACUACAGUUACUAGCUGUCAAAAUGCCCCCGUGUCACGCGAUGCGUGUGAUAGUGACAUAAUAUCUGUUCUAUUUACUUAUAAUAUCAUUGCUGGGCGCGAAACGUAAGAGGGAGAAGAUUUGUCUGUAAGUGACUGAAAAUAUUUUCUGCUAUGCGGGAUCUAUUUGCCAGUAGCGCUGUUGGCACGCGGGAUCUGUUUCUUAACACAUUGCUUACGUUCAACCUCCAAAUAAGUGGAAUAAUCAUCAGCUGUAAUGUGUGUGAGUGAGAGGGCAAUAUCGGCACUACUCUUCCCACUUGUUAUAUCUUUAUAAUGCAAUGUUUUAUAACAAACUACGCGUGCUUAUAUCUUUAGUGGUGACAAUUUAGACGGAGCAUAAACCAGGGAGUGUACUUUAUGUUACUUGUUUGACGAAGCCACAGUAAGAGACUUAAAAAAAAAUAACUGAUUAUAUACUUCAGAAUCGACAUUACUGAAGGCCAAAAAAUGAUCUUUGCAUUCAGAAUCAAAUCAAAGAGCUUCUUUGAUGAAAUUUUAGUUGUAUCGAGUUUUGUUAAUUAUUAUAAUGAAACUAUGGGAUUGGUUUACUUAUCACCGAACAGGAUAAGUUUAGUUGGACGUCUUUUUUAUCGUUUAUCGUGUCCCUUUUAUAAAUAUUUGACUGUGAAUCCUUUGGUUAAAGUUAUUAUUCUUUGAUUUGUGAUAGUAUUAUUGUAUAAAGAUUUUUGUAUUGGUUAUAACCAUGACAAUUUCCAAAAUGUGGAUACAUUUUAGAUUGUUUUAAAAUUUAAUAAGCCCUUUUAAAAAUCUCAGUGAUAGAUAAACAGCUGUGCUUAUUUAAUUUAUAAGUUAAUUAAUAAAUAAGUAAACCUUUUUGGUAAACAUUAAUCUCUCUCUAGUUUAUGCUCCGUUAUUCUUGCAAUAGUAUGUAGAUUUUGUUUGUAUCGAUGGAAAAGUUUCAAUACUCUCACUGUCUUGUAUAUUCGGAAGAUUUAGGUGUAUUGGAGCGAUUGUAUUUAAUUCUAGCCAUGUCUUACCAUUCAUUCAUUUAUCUACAGUUAUCAUUACACAAUAUUUUGAAUUAUCUCACUUUUCGGUUUUUUUCAAUAGUGUUACUCUUUGUCGCCCUUGGGUGCGUUAUGGGAUAGUAAACGCCGCCAUCUUGAAAAAGUAGUGCGUCAUUGUUUUAGCUGCGCGGGCACCGAGCUUUUGACAUAGGUAAACUUGUCAAAUAUUAGCUAUACUUACUGAAUGGUGGAAGCCACAAAUUGCCUACCAUUAAAUAAUUAAGUAUACAAAUAUAAAAGUUUUGGCAUUGUUUUGCAUUUUACAUUGUCAAGGAUUUAUGAGGUUAUUUUAUCAUUAACCAUCAAAUGGACCUUAAUGUUUAGUGUCGAUAGCUUCGUAACAGCUUAUUUACAUAUUAUACAUUGUUGUAGAUAUAGUACUUAAAAAGCAUGCACAUAUAAAUCAUAUUCAUCAGUAAAUCCGCUCUAAAGAUUACGUAAUAUUAGUUUGCCAGUUAACUUGUCCGUUAUAUUAUACUAAUUAAUUUAUUAAUAUUACGCCACUCUUUUCCUUAAGUAAAAGUGUAGAGAUGAAUUGGAUAAAUUAUCCAUUUGGGCGAGAAAUACUUCUUCUGAUAAUUUCAAAACAUGCAGGAGUUGAGUUAUGGGUUGUUAUUAUCGGUUAUAAGACAGUGAGCAGUAUAAUUAAUGUAAAUAUUGUAUUAUCGUAAUGUUCGAGAACGAAUGGCGGGCUAUUGAACCUUCAUUUACUAGAUAAGGCGCUACACUUUGUUACUGUCUUCUAUAUUGUUUUAAAUUAGUCUAAAGACAUUAUAUAACAUAUUAUUAGGUUUAUUUCGACGUUUUGUACAAUUUAAUUACUUAUGAUUCGGACUAAAAUGAGAAUAAGAUGUAUUAGUGUUGGCAGCUCAAUACUUCGACGUACCUUGAGUUGUUUGUACACUAACGUUUAUUUUAAUCAUCGAAUUGUUUUAUUUUAUGAACAGACGGAACUAGUAGUUACAACUUAAAAAUCACCUUCCAGGUUGGCCACAACCUGGAAGGUGAUUUUUAAGUUUCGAACGCUCGAUCUUACGAAGAAUGGCCGAGAAUAAUUUGUCACACACGACAUUUUUUGACAGUGGAUUAUUAAACUACUCUGAAAAUGUUUUUCAGUAUAUGCUAUUUUAAAAUUACCACAAAAAGUAGUUUAUCAGCUGAACACAUAAAUGGAGAAAAAAAAACUAUGUCAAUAAUAAUCGUGGGAUAAUCCCACAAAAAUAGCAAAUCAUUGAAAAAUUUCGCUUCUUCGCCUUAAGUUACGCACCUCCCACUUGGAUUUCAUAAUUUUAGGCAGGAUUUUUGAAAGAAUUAAUUCUAAUAAAUUUAUUUUCCAGUUCUAAAAACUGGAUAUUGAAUUGGAUUGGAUUCAUGCGAAUAAUAAUCGCGACUUUGUUGUGUGUGACAAUUAAAAAUCACUUCCUGAUAUAGCGCCAUCUAUCUAUGUAAUAUGAACAAAGUCGUAACGCAGUACAAAAGUAUGAGCUAAAUUACGGCACUGUUCACAUUACUCAACGCUCUGAGACUAAGGCUGAGAUCUAUAGAGUGUACACUUUGGUCAGACUAAAACUUAGCUAAGUGUGAGAUUAGCAUAAUCUUUGAUUUCGUUUUUAUAGCCAUUUGACUGCUGAGCUUAUGCGAAGGCAGCCCAAUGCAAAAGGUAAGUUCGCGUUUUAUUACAAUCAGAAAUGUUUUACGUAAGUACGUUCUAAGCUACGUCUAUGUGAGCUCUAUACAUCCCAGCCUACGGAAACAUAUUUUGUGACUAUUUUUCAAUACAAGACACUAUCUAGUAAGUGCUACAGAGUGCGAAGUGUGAUUUUUUACCUAUUCGAUCGCGUAAAAGUUAACUACGAUUUGUAUGGCGUCGAAAGAGCGCCAUCUAGUGAAAGUAGAGGAAAACGUAAAAAUCUCACAUAUAAAUCCGACAACAAUAAGCGGAAAAUCAAAACAGUAUGACACAGAAUAUAUCCUUGACAUUCAGUUUUCAAAUUGUGUAAUUUUUGGAAGAGGAAAUUGCUGAGAACGACAUUAAUUUUGUCGGAUCUGCAAUUGUUUUUAUCGUACUGAUGAAUGUCUUGCCCGGGUUAGCGUGACGGUACGCUGUUUUGUAAUUUUUAAAUCUGAAAAAGGCCUCAGUUAAUGUUUCCUAUUAAGACGGAGAUUUAUAGAGCGAACUUAAACUUUGCUAAGACUUUACUCGCGUAAAACUUACCUGAAUGUGAUAAAACGCGAACUUGGCUUUUGCCCGUCUUAGCUUAAGCUAAGUUUAAUAUAAGAUGUCAAUUCAGUAUAAAAACGUAAAGAAAGAUUACACUGAACUUAUACUCAGCCACGUUUUACGUAAGUAAAGUCUGAGCAAAGUGUGAGUUCUAAAGAUCUCAGUGUCUCAUGUGCAGGUAAUGAAUAAAAUAAUGUUCUGAUGCAACAACGAUAGUGUUGUUUUGGUGAAAGUAUUGAAUACACUACGUAUAUAAGAUAGAAAUAAAGGUUUCGUCAAGAUUUUCCAGGCUGUAUUGUACUCCUGUGAUCUCAGUGGGAUGUUUGUUUAUUACAAUAUAUUGUACUCUUUCAAAAAGAUGCUACCACUACAGUCUCAAGAUUAAAUAUUUAUAGUUAAA